AUGCCAGUGUUCUCUUCAAUCAUCUAUAAAGUCUCGCUUCUGCUUCUCAUGACCCGGCUGGGAGUUGGAGCUUUUCCGGUCAUUCUUGCCGAGUCGUCUAGCAGUACAAAUGUCAGCAUUGCGGCAAGGUCUGGCGACAACUUACUUCUAGGAUAUGUCUUUGUACCAGAAGACGAAGCUGAAGAAUUGAAUAAGGCGGGAACGCUUACUGCACUCCCCUCCAAGGAUAAACCACUCGGUGAUGGAGCAUAUCUUUCUCCUCGGCCUACCACGAUGUUUCCUACCCUCGAUGUACCGAAAACGUAUUCGCAGUGUUCCGUCGAAGUCGGCAAGGAAAAAUUGGAUGAAAUGAUCUUGUAUUACCUUGCCGAGCAAAACCUUUACUACAAACCCGACGAAAUCAACUCCUUCCUCAUCAAAACUCUUCACGGGAAAUUCUCCAGUGUCAUUAUCCUCGCAAGCUUCACGAUCAAAGGAGAAAAACACAUCUUCAUGAGGAUUCCUCCUGCGUUCCUCGAACGAUCUCCGAAGAGUACUGGGAAUCAGAUUUAUGGCAAGAACACACUGGGAUUGAAAGUGCACUGUGUUCCCGUGUCCAGUCCGAAAGCAUUAAAAAGAAUGGUUGCCUGGGAGGCAUGGACUGAAAUCAAGAACUGGCCUUUGCAUGUCAAAGUUUGA
Molecule: messenger RNA, 678 nt
Organism: Lentinula edodes (shiitake mushroom)
Lineage: Eukaryota; Fungi; Basidiomycota; Agaricomycetes; Agaricales; Omphalotaceae
Exons: 6
Coding region: 1-678 (225 amino acids)
Source: RefSeq, a predicted model, not a curated record